This is a messenger RNA of Vicia faba (fava bean), 372 nucleotides long. The record is from the annotation of a GenBank genome assembly. NCBI's taxonomy places the organism in Eukaryota, Viridiplantae, Streptophyta, Magnoliopsida, Fabales, Fabaceae.
AUGGUUCUUUUGCGACCUUCACAAGAUGAAGUUUUAUAUCUUUGCGGUCCUGAAUCGACAGUUUCAGCUUCUUCUACGGAUUCAUUCUACUUGAAAAAAUAUGGUAUUGGUGUUGUUACAAUUCAGUCCGAUACUGCUAAUGGAAUGCGAGAGAGGAAAGAUAAAUUGAUUAUGGGUUGUGACAGAGGAGAAAAUUACAAAAAGAAAAAUGAAUAUGCGAAAUCUUAUGAUGGCAAUUAUACUAUGAAGGUUAGAUGCCCAUUUAGGUUGAGAUCUGUUCCAAGUAGUAUCGAUCGAAAGGUGAUGGUUAUAUGCGAGAUGCAUAAUCAUAGACUAAAUAAGGAUUUGGAAGGUACAUAUUGGACCGUCUGA